Salvelinus sp. IW2-2015 is the source of this 2093-nucleotide messenger RNA. NCBI's taxonomy places the organism in Eukaryota, Metazoa, Chordata, Actinopteri, Salmoniformes, Salmonidae. The record is from RefSeq and is a predicted model, not a curated record.
GACACCACUGCAUGCGUAUCAAGAUCCUUGGGGACUGUUACUACUUGUCAGGAGUCCCAGAGCCAGAGACGGCUCACGCUCGCUGUUGUGUGGAGAUGGGCCUCUCCAUGAUCAGCACCAUAAAGUACGUACGAAGGGAGCUGAAGCACGAGGUGGACAUGCGUAUCGGUGUUCACUCUGGCUCAGUGCUGUGUGGGGUGCUGGGGCUGCAGAAGUGGCAGUUUGACGUGUGGUCCUGGGAUGUGGACGUCGCUAACAUGCUGGAGGUGGGAGGGGUGCCGGGCCGUAUCCACAUCUCCCGGGCAACGCUGGACUGUCUGGGCGGGGUCUACGAGACGGAAGAGGGGCGUGGCCACGAGAGGAACGAGUUUCUACGGAAACACAAAAUCGACACGUUCCUGAUUCGCCACACGCCCAUGGAGAAGGCUCCUGCCAAGAAGGCUCGCCGGCCCAGUCGAGAUGACGCCAUUCAUGCUGGCUGGAGUACUGAGCUGCCGUUUGGAAACAUCAUCGGAAUGAACUGUAUCCUGGCGACCUUCAGCAACGGUUCUCUGGCCCAGUUACCUAACCAGCUGGCGGCUCAGCGGACGGGGACGCGUGAAGUCAACAAGAGGAUCCGCCGGGCCAUCGAGGUCCGGAGCAGCGAACGCAUGAGAAAGGAACACAUCACCACCUUCACACAGGAGUUCAAGGACACACACAUCGAGGACAAGUUUUCCCAGAUGCGUGAUGAGAUGUUCAAGUCAAACCUGGUCUGCUCCUUCAUCAUGCUCCUCUGCCUCAUGGGUGCACAGACCCUCGUCCCCGCCACAAGACUGUGUCCUAUGCUGGUUCAGUUUGGAGUGUGUGUGUGUGUGUAUGUGUUGCUGCUGGUGGUGGUCCUAGCUGAAGAGUUUAAACAGAGCCCUUUAGCGUUGCAGUUCCUGUGCUGCUGGAUCAACGAGAACAAGACUGUCAGAACACUGCUCACGCUCACCGCCAUUAUCAUCAACUUUGGAGUGGCCUCAUCUGAUAUACUGUGGUGUGUAGAGUCUGAGAUGGACCCUAACAACAGAAGCAGCUCCCAGCAGCACACCUGGUCCUGGCCUGUCAACAUCUGUACACACCCUGAGUUCCUGGUUUUCAGUGGGGUGGUGGCCAUGGUGUCGUGUGCUGUGUUCUUCAGGCUGCACUGUCUGCUGAAGCUAGCUGUGUUACUUCUGGCCAUAACUGUCUACACGUACCUCAUAGAAGUCAGUUUCCACACACUGUUUAUACGCCAGACCUCUGAAAACACCAGGCAGCAGUACCUGAGGAGGAAGGAUGUGUGUGUCCUGCUCAUGGCCAUGUUUGUGGUGGCUGUAAUUUACAACAGUAGACAGUUGGAGGCGACGGCGCGGCUGGACUUCCUGUGGCGUCUGCAGGCCAGACAGGAAGUGGAGGACAUGAAGGAGCUGAGGGAACAUAAUGAGUGUUUACUCUUCAACAUUCUGCCUUCACACGUCGCACAGCACUUCCUAGAGAGAGACCGCCACAAUGAGGAUCUGUACUCCCAGUCCUAUGAGCGUGUGGGGGUGUUGUUUGCAUCCAUCCCCGGGUUUACAGACUACUAUGAACAGAAAGAGUUGAUCCAUCAGGAUGUGGAGUGUCUUCGGCUUCUCAAUGAGAUCAUAGCUGACUUCGACGAGUUAUUAGAUGAGACAUAUUUCCAGGACAUUGAGAAAAUCAAAACCAUUGGCAGCUGUUACAUGGCUGCUUCUGGCCUCUCCCCUGAUCAACAGGAGUGUGGUGAUGAGUGGCGUCACCUCAGUGAGCUGGUGCUGUUUGCCCUGGAAAUGCAGGCGACGCUCAAACGAAUCAACACACACUCUGGAAACAGCUUUCAGCUCCGUGUUGGCAUAGCCCAUGGUCCAGUGGUUGCCGGGGUGAUAGGAGCCACUAAACCUCAGUAUGACAUCUGGGGAAUGACCGUGAACCUGGCCAGCCGCAUGGACAGCACCGGGGUCAGUGGACGCAUACAAGUCCCAGAAGAUACCAGUCAUGUCCUGCGCGGAGCCGGGCUUCGUUCGCAUGAGCUGAGGGGGGGGAGAUCUAUCGUGAAAGGUGUGAGCUGA